This is a messenger RNA of Cariama cristata (Red-legged seriema), 1595 nucleotides long. Its product is annotated as pre-mRNA 3'-end-processing factor FIP1-like. The annotation marks the transcript as partial. Gene Ontology annotation, molecular function: RNA binding. Lineage: Eukaryota; Metazoa; Chordata; Aves; Cariamiformes; Cariamidae. The record is from RefSeq and is a predicted model, not a curated record. The transcript has 15 exons. Gene Ontology annotation, cellular component: mRNA cleavage and polyadenylation specificity factor complex.
AUGACACCACUGGUAAGCAGGAAGAUGGACCAAUUUCUGGACAUGCAGAAUCUUCUCAUCCUUUGCAAGAUGCUCCUCAGGAGAACCGGCCCGUUGGCAGUGAAGACCGAGAGAUGUCGCAACAUGCCCUUCCAAGCGGUGAAGAUGAUGAAGAUGACAGCGAUAGCGACAGUGAUGAUGAUGACGUGAAAGUUACUAUCGGCAACAUUAAAACAGGAGCACCGUCGUACAUGGGAACUCCUAUGAAUCUAAACUUAAAAACGGGUAGAGGCUAUGGAGCGUCUGCUUCAGCCAAGUUGCAGCCCAAAGGUAUUGACUUAGAUGCCGCAGGGAAUAUAAAUGGAUUGCCUGUUAUAGAAGUGGAUUUGGAUUCAUUUGAAGACAAACCAUGGAGGAAACCAGGUGCUGAUCUUUCUGAUUACUUUAAUUACGGAUUCAAUGAAGAAACAUGGAAAGCUUAUUGUGAAAAGCAGCGACGGCUUCAGCUUGGACUGGAUCCUGCUCCUCCCAUCAGCACUGAAAAUAAGAUCACGGUUCAGCAAGGAAGAACAGGAAAUGCUGAAAAAGAAGUGGAAAACAAUAUCAUCAAAACAGAAUUCAAAACAGACUUCUUGGCUCUGGUGGGAGGACGCAUGAAGGCUGGGCCUCCUCCUAAUAGGAAGCUAGGUGGGACAAUUGAUGUGAUCGGUGGCCAGGCAGGCACCAUUAGGAGAGUAGAAGGAAGACGUCGUGAUAAGCAUGCCUCUGAGGAAAACCCAAUUCAGGUCCUUGGAGACCACGGAAGUAAACCACAACCCCCCCAGCAGCCCCAGCAGCCAUCACAGCCUCAACAGCCACCUCAGCAACAGCCGUUUGCACCACCAGCAGGCCCACCGCCUCCCCCGCUCGCUGGGCCACCUCCACCACACUUCCUCCACCCUCCUCCACCAGUUACUUCUGUUCCACCUCCCCUGCAUCCUCCAGGUCUGCCACCACCCGGUCCUAUUCCAGGGUUGUUCCCGCCUCCUCUGGCACCACCACCAGCUCUCCUUAUUCCAACCUUGGAUGGCCAGCCAGCCAGCUACAAUAACAGGCAGCCUCCUCCAUUUGGCUACAACUCCGCAGAUUCAGGUUUCAUCAGCUACCCGCCCAUCUCCACGUCCCACACGCCCUGGGUGACGACGGUGGACAAAGGCACAAGCAGCUCCAGCAGCAGCCAUUGGGAGUACUCGGGCUCGAGGCGGGAGAGGGAGCGGGAGCGCGAGCGGGAAAGGGAAAGGGAGAGAGACAGAGACCGCACUCCGACCACUAGUGAAUACAACAAUGAUGAUGAACGAUACCGCUACUACAGCCGAGAGCGCAGCUACGACUUUGAGCGUGACUACCGCCGGAGUCGAGAUCGCAGCAGGGAGCGAGAGGAUCGUCACCGAGAACGCAGGCACAGAGACAAAGAGGAGAGCAGCAAGCAUAAGUCUUCAAGACGCAAGCAACAUGAGAGCGAGGAGGGGGAGAGUCAUCGGCGUCACAAGCACAAAAAGAACAAGCGUAGCAAAGAGGAGAAGGAGGCCAGUGAAGAUGGUGCCCAGGAGGGAGAGGAGCAGGAUGCUAAGGAGUGA